UCUAGAUUUAUAGAUUCUUAACCUACAGCUCAUGUUUAUCUAAGUUUUAGUAUCAUCUAAACUCCUUUUUGAAAAACCACGAUUGCUAUUUGCUAGUUAGCUAUCUCGAUCUAAAUGAAAACUUAAAACCAAAACCAUAAUCUUUAGGUCGAAGGUUUUUUUUUGCCUAUUAAUCAUCAUUGCAGAAAAUAGUUUAUUGGAAGCAAACGUGGUUGAUCGUCAGCGUCCGAAGUCUCUCUCUAGACAAGGUAUGGGGAAUUCAAUCGACAGUCUACCAGAUGAUCUGCUAAUUUCCAUAGUGUCGUUUUUACCCGUCAAAGAAGCAGCAACAACUUGCACCGUUGCAAAAAGAUGGCAAAAUUUAUGGAUGUUUUCUAGGGUUUUGGAGUUUGAUGGUUCAAAAAUGGCACCAAAAUUUGAGAAUGGGAAUAGAAUAUCGGUAGAGAGAGAGAAGGAAAUUUUUGUUAAUUGUGUGAAUAGAGUGUUGGACUUACAUUUGAGUGAAACCAUAGACGAAUUUAACUUAGCUCUCCAAUUAUAUAGUCCUAAUCUUAAUCACAAUCAUUAUCGUAGUGUCAUAGAUAGAUGGAUCCUAUUUGCCUUGAGAAAGAAGGUUAGGAAGCUGAAGUUGGAUUUUAAUCCAAACCUCAAUUAUCUGUUUCGGCUUGGACUUGAUGCGUAUGCUUUUCCAAACAUCGCACAUGAUUUUUCUAGUGCACUUCUUGACCAGUCGGCUCUUGUGUCGUUGGUCUCACUCAGCCUAACCCGGGUCUCUACAUCCGGGGAGAUUGUAGGGUUCUUUAUAUCUAACUGCCCGUUUCUUCAAGUGUUGCACCUAAAACAUGUUUGUGGCUUGGGAAGUUUGAGCCCUAGGAGCCCAGCAAUUAGGUUGAGGAGUUUGGUGAUAUUUGAUUGUAAGGAUAUUGCAAGUAUUGAGAUUUGCUCCCCAAGUCUAGUAUCAUUUGAAUUCACCAUAUUGAAUAGUAGUACCUACGCGACUCUCGUGUUAAAUGGUGUUUCAUCUCUUAUUCAUCUGAAUCUAAGAGCCAAUGAUCCGGGGAUCAUUUCUCGGUGGUUGAUGGACAUCUCUGGGUGUUUGUCACGGCUAGAGACGCUUAUUCUUGUGACAUUUAUGCCACAACAUGUGGAAGUGCCGCUGCUAUUUCCAGACUUACCUAGGCUGCAGAAGUUACACCUCCAUGUUGAAACAUUAGACACACAAAGCCUCCUUUGUUUUGUUCGCCUCAUAAAUUCUGCACCCUUGUUACAUUCAUUCAAAUUGGUGCUUGACCACGGAACACAAAGAAGACAAGCACGGCGCCUGCAUAACCAAGAGAAACUUCAAUGUCUUAAAGUGUUUGCAGUGGAAGGUUUUUCCAGCACGGCUGUCGCCAUGGAAAUGCUGCUUUACGUGCUUGAGAAUGCAGCCUCACUUGAGAAGAUGAUCAUUGACGGGAAGGUCAUUGUCGGCGAAGAGGUGGAACUGUUGAAAGCACAACUAGCAGAUAGCCCAAGUUGUGCCCAAGACAUAAUUAAUUCAUUGAUGAUGUUGCUUCUCAGGAAAAGAAAACGAAGAAAAAGUUCAUUGUUGAAGUUGUUGUAGCAUGUUGCAAGAUUUUGUUAUUAGUAGUAUAAUAUUUAUCGAUUUUUGUUUCCUA
This is a messenger RNA of Salvia miltiorrhiza (redroot sage), 1658 nucleotides long. RefSeq names its product F-box protein At4g27050-like. The transcript is spliced from 4 exons. The record is from RefSeq and is a predicted model, not a curated record. Lineage: Eukaryota; Viridiplantae; Streptophyta; Magnoliopsida; Lamiales; Lamiaceae. Bases 251 to 1603 code for a protein of 450 amino acids. Gene Ontology annotation, molecular function: protein binding.